Molecule: messenger RNA, 1418 nt
Organism: Microdochium trichocladiopsis
Lineage: Eukaryota; Fungi; Ascomycota; Sordariomycetes; Xylariales; Microdochiaceae
Exons: 4
Coding region: 155-970 (271 amino acids)
Molecular function (GO): calcium ion binding
Source: RefSeq, a predicted model, not a curated record
CAGGCAGGUCGACACGCAGAGCUGCCCUGGCAGUCAGCCCCCGUCCCAUCAGCUCCUCCUCCCCAGAACCAGCGCGCAACGUCUUUCUUCUUUGCUUCCCAUUCCUCCUGCCUCUCGUCUCUCCAUCUUCGCAGCUGCCCCAGACUCACCAACCAUGGCAUACAACAGACCCUACAACCCGGACGAGCUGCCCAGGUUCGCGGAGCCUGACCAGAAGGGCGGAAACGCGCCUCAUCCUUCUCGAUACGACUCCAAGCCUGCGCCCCCUCUACCAAGCGAACGUGACCGGCGAGACUCUGGCCGCCGCCACGAUGAUCGCUACAAUUACGACUCUGGCCGCACUGGAAGUGGACGCGGCCCCAUGUCACCACCUCCUGUCGCAACUGGCCCUCGGCCGACUCAGCAUGGUCGCCCCCCGGCCACGAGCAGGCCACCGCCUUCGCCAGCGCCCGAGACUGGAGGCGACCCCACGAUGUUGCCGCUAUUCAGGGCUGUCGACAAGAAUGGAACCGGCCAGCUUUCCGAGAAGGAACUCUCCGCCGCGCUCGUCAACGGCGACUGGACCCCAUUCGACCCUCACACGAUCCGCAUGAUGAUCCGCAUGUUCGACAGCGACCGGUCGGGCACCAUUGGCUUCCAGGAGUUCUGCGGGCUGUGGUCGUUCCUCGCCGAGUGGCGCAAGCUCUUCGACCAGUUCGACACGGACCGCAGCGGCAGCAUCAGCCUCGACGAGUUCACGCGCGCUCUGGUCAACUUUGGCUACCGGCUGUCGCCCAAGUUUAUCGAGACGCUCUUUUACACGUACGACAAGAACCGCGCCAACGUGCUCAGCUUCGACCUGUUCGUCCAGGCCUGCAUCAGCCUGAAGCGCAUGACCGACGUGUUCAAGAAGUACGACGAGGAUCGCGACGGCUACAUCACGCUGAGCUUCGAGGACUUCCUGUUCGAGAUUCUGAAGCAGCUCAAGUAGAGGCGUGCUGGUGGUUGUGCAAAGAGAUUUCAGGCUGCCAAGGCACCACCGCUUUGGUCGCCGGGUAGCGGACUCAACCCAAGGUGCUAGACUCAAUGUUGCGGCCAUACGAGGUGACGAUGGAAGGCACAUCUCAGCCCAGCGGCCGCAAUUGGAGCUUUAUGCUAUGGAGGGGCCUCUUCACCUGGCGAAGGAUAUGGCUCUGCUUGUCCCGGCAUUGCGUGACGAUAAGGCGGUGUUGCCGCAGACGCCAAUGGCCCACGAUAGAUACCCAAAGCUCGCAUGGAAACGAGCAAUGAUGACCACGCAGAUGGAUAAUUGGUGAUGCUGGUCAACCAGUCGAAGAAGACGUACGCGGUUGGAUAUGGUGCAUUGUAGAAUUGCACUGAUGAGCCUUUAGUCAUGAUGCGCGUGAAUCAAUUGAACGAUUACUGCCCUCUGCCAGCUG